Hyaloperonospora brassicae is the source of this 2979-nucleotide messenger RNA. Lineage: Eukaryota; Oomycota; Peronosporomycetes; Peronosporales; Peronosporaceae. The record is from the annotation of a GenBank genome assembly.
AUGGCCACCGACGCGACCCGCGCAACAGAUGCACAAGAAGACGCAGAUCAAAAUGAUGUGUCGUCUUGUCUCCUUACGCUCCAAGAGCCGUCGCUGGCAUCGAGCAACGAAGAGCGACUGUCGCUGGCUUUAUUGGGGCAGGAAGGCAGUGUCUUGGGCCACGCGUCGUCUCGCGCGCACGGCGACGUGACGCGGGAGCUCUGUGUAGACGUUACUUGCGGCCUCUCGGAGCUCUCGGUACGUGAGCGGCAGCGCGAGUGUGGCCUGAACGAGCUCGCAGGGAGGGAAGACGCGUCUAUUGUUGUCAAGUUUGCAGGCCAGUUCCAGGACCCGCUCAUUCUGCUACUGAUGUCUUCGGGUGUCGUGAGCGUCGCGAUGGGACACACGGACGACGCCAUGUCCAUUGCUGUGGCCAUCACGAUCGUUGUGACGGUGGCUUUUGUGCAGGAAUACCGCUCGGAAAAGACACUGGACGCGCUCAAAGAGCUCGUGCCGCCACAUUGCAAAGUGCUGCGAGAUGGCACAGUGGUAGACACGCUAGCGAAGGAACUAGUGCCUGGCGACAUUGUGGUCGUGGACGUAGGGGACCGCGUGCCAGCUGAUGCGAGGUUGGUGGAAGCCGUGGACCUUGAGGUGGACGAGUCAAACCUCACGGGUGAAAACUCACCUGUCGUCAAGAUGACGGACGUCAUUGCCGACAGUCAUUUGCACCCGAUUGCUGAGCGCAAGAACAUCAUUUAUAUGGGCACAUUGGUGCGCGCUGGUCGCGGACGAGCUGUUGUGGUCGGUACUGGAGCGCGUACUGAGUUUGGACAGGUCUUUGACGUAGUGCACAAAGUAGAGGAGCGCAAGACGCCACUGCAGAAUAGUAUGAACACACUCGGCAAGCACCUCAGCAUGUUUUCACUUGCCGUCAUCGCAGUGAUUGUGGUAAUCGGUGUGAUCCAGCACAAGGGUGUGUUGACGAUGCUUCAAAUCGGUGUCUCAUUAGCAGUGGCUGCCAUCCCAGAGGGUCUGCCGAUCUGCGUGACUGUUACGCUGGCAUUUGGGGUCAUGAAGAUGGCAAAACGCCACGCUAUUGUGAAGAAGCUUCCUGCUGUCGAGGCACUUGGCUGUAUCAAUGUCGUCUGCGUGGACAAGACGGGCACCAUCACGACGAACAAGAUGGAGGUGAUGGAAAUAUUUGUUCCGUCUGAAAUUGUGACUGCUCACGUCAAUGGCGUUGGCGAGCAAGAUUCGCAGGCGUCUCCCUCUAGCACGGCCCAAGAGAAAGCUCGUCCGACCGUCACUAUGCGUGGGGAACCUGUCACAGAGGCAUCGCACCCUCAUGUUUACCAUUGCUUGCUGUCCGGUGCACUGUGUAACAAUGCAACGAUUGUGGACCGUGAGGUCAUUGGCCAAGCAACGGAAGGUGCCGUCUUGCUUUGCGCGCAGAAAGUGGGAAUUUGUCCCUCGAUAACGCAGCAAUUCCGUCGUGUUAGCGAGGUGCCUUUUAGCUCGGAAAAGAAGUGGAUGGCUGUGUGCUGCGAGUCACCAUCGGGUGGUCCAGCUCGCUGGCAUCUGAAAGGCAUGACAGAGGCUAUUUUGCCACGCUGCGAUAAGAUUGAAGAUGACCGUGGUUGUGAGAAGGAGAUGACGUCGACUGACCGUGAGCACAUCUUCGUGGCAUCCCAGCAGAUGGCGGCUCGUGGUCUCCGCGUUCUAGCACUGUCGUUCGGCGAGCACUCAGACCGUGGCAUGGUCUUUGCUGGGCUUUUGGGAAUCUCAGACCCGCCUCGCGCAGGGAUUGAAGCGUCUAUCCUUGAACUGUCUACGUGCGGGGUUAGGACCGUGAUGCUUACGGGUGAUUCAAAGGAUACUGCUAUUGCGAUAGCUGCCAAAGUGGGCAUCAUUUCGAACCAAAGUUUUGGCAAUGCUGAUUACGACGGUAGGAGAAAUAGCGCGGUGGAAGAGAUGGUAAUGUCGGGCCAGGAGCUGGAGAUUAUCGACAUGGUGGAGCUCGAGCAGCGCAUUUUGAAAACAUGCGUGUUCUACCGGACAUCGCCUCACCACAAGCUGAAGAUUGUGCAGGCUCUUCAAGAGGUGGGGUUAAUGGUGGCGAUGACUGGCGACGGUGUGAAUGAUGCACCUGCACUGAAAGCAGCAGACAUUGGCAUUGCCAUGGGCAUAAACGGGACUGAUGUUUCAAAAGAGGCUGCUGACAUGAUUUUGCUCGACGACAACUUCAGCACAAUCUUGUGCGCCAUGGAAGAAGGCAAGUCAAUCUACCACAACAUCAAGCAUUUUCUGCGCUUCCAGCUCAGCACGAGCAUCUCUGCACUAUGCUUGAUUGCGUUUUCCACGCUGUUCAACUUGCCGUCUCCCUUGAAUGCCAUGCAAAUCCUGUGGAUUAACAUCAUCAUGGAUGGCCCCCCAGCACAGAGCCUUGGCGUGGAGCCAGUUGACCAUGAUGUGAUGAGAGAAGGCCCGCGGUCUAGAGACGCCAAUAUCAUUACGCGCGCGAUGAUCUGUCGUGUGCUGACAUCAGCCUGCUUCAUCGUAUGCGGCACCCUUUACGUCUUUUGGGUGGAGUUGAGUGUGGAUGGUACGGUAAGCAAGCGCGAUCGCACGAUGAGCUUCACCACUUUUGUGAUGUUUGACAUGUUUAAUGCGCUCUCGUGCCGGUCAAACGACAAGUCCAUCUUCGAGAUCGGCAUUUUUUCCAACACGUUCUUCGCCUUCGCAGUGGGGGCAUCGCUACUGGGCCAGCUCCUCGUCAUCUACUUCCCACCGCUCCAGGCGGCGUUCCAGACCGAGGCAUUAACGGCUGGCGACCUGAUCUACAUCUGCAGUAUUGCAUCGACCGUGCUCAUUUUUGACGAAGUCCGCAAGUGGCGCGAGCUACGUGGGACAAUGCGCUCGCCCGUUGCCGCCGGCUUCAAGCAGACGAAGAGAAAGAACUCGGGGGAUAACGGCGGAAAGAGCUUUGAUGUCGUGUAG